Messenger RNA from Echinostoma caproni, 267 nucleotides. NCBI's taxonomy places the organism in Eukaryota, Metazoa, Platyhelminthes, Trematoda, Plagiorchiida, Echinostomatidae. The record is from the annotation of a GenBank genome assembly.
AGAUCACUACGAAGGAGUUAACCCCGAAGGCGGACGCUGUCUAUGAUAAUCUGGCUGUCUAUUUGGUUUGGCAACCACUUCGUCCGGAACUGUCUGGAAUUGAGCAAACUGCAAAGGAGAUCGAAUAUCGGCUGGAAUAUUCCGUUCAGACGAGUCCGGUGGAAGAUCAACGUGAUAGUCCAAAUACGACUCGUCCGUUGGCCGCCUUGGUUGGCCUCGUCGGUCACGAGGCGGUACGUUGGAGCGAUCCGAGCUCUUUGAAACAAC